Molecule: messenger RNA, 6039 nt
Organism: Hypanus sabinus (Atlantic stingray)
Lineage: Eukaryota; Metazoa; Chordata; Chondrichthyes; Myliobatiformes; Dasyatidae
Gene: hepacama
Product: hepatic and glial cell adhesion molecule a
Exons: 9
Coding region: 647-1537 (296 amino acids)
Source: RefSeq, a predicted model, not a curated record
GACAGCCCGUGGUACAACUGUAGAAACAAUUUUUUUUCUGGUAGUUCAAUAACAGUCGCUAAAUCAAUAUAAGGCGCAUUACCGCCACCUACCGAAUUGGAAUAUGGAGCAAAGAAACAGGAGAAACGAUCACUGCAAUCAAUAGCCUGCAAAUUCCCUUUUGGAGAUGAACUUUGAACUGCCUCUACAGCCUGGCAUUUUUGUGGUGUGAACUGAAGUCUCAAAGAUCUAGGAUAGUUGUGGCAUGAUAAUGAAGAAAUCGCUUUUUGUCAGGCCUUGACAGCUUCACUGUCUGAUACCGGAGAAGACUAUGAAAAUUUCUGGUAACUCACAUCCAGAUAUCUUGGCAUUUACAAACAACAGAGGAUAGAUUGGAGUGGGAGCAGAGGGCGUGAAUAUAACAACACAAGCUCAUACCACCCAUGGUGUUGUGGGAGGCUCAGUCUUACUUUCUAUACAGUACACAGCCAGCAGUUCUGAGAUUCCUGUCAUUCAGUGGCAGUUGAAGAGGGACAAGCCUAUCCCUUUGGUCCAGUCCUAUGGUACCCGUAUCCUGGGCAAGUUACGGCCAGAGUACAAGGAUCGUAUUGUGGUCUUCCGCAAUGGGUCUCUGUUGAUCCACAACCUGCAGCCAACCGACGAGGGAAUGUAUGAAGUUGAGAUUGCAAUCACAGAUGAUGCCUCCACCGCAGUGCAAACACUCAAUUUAACUGUCGAUAUCCCUGUGACGAAGCCCGUGGUGGUCUUAUCAUCCUCCACAGUCUUGGAACUGAGUGAAUACGUAACAUUAAACUGUUCACAUGAAAAUGGAACAAAACCAAUAUAUACAUGGCUGAAAGGAGGAAAACCCCUAGAAAGUGAUGAAAGGUUCUCUUUGUCCAGCGAUCAGAAAAUACUGACCAUCUCACAGAUCCACGUAACUGAUGAUGAUAUUUACAGCUGCACCGUGGAGAAUCCAAUCAGCAGCUCUCGAAGCACGCCAGUCAAACUGACUGUGUACAGGCGGAGUUCUUUGUACAUUAUCCUUUCUACAGGAGGCAUUUUCAUUCUGGUAACCUUGGUUACUGUGUGCGCUUGCUGGAAACCAUCAAAAAAAAAUAAAAGAAAAGGAGAAAAAGAGAGAUCCCAAGGUCCUACAGAGCAAAAAGAAGAACAAGCCAAGCAUGAAGUAGAACUGCUACCAAAAGCAGCAGAGCACAAACGUGAGCGAAAGAACCAUAAGGGAUUAUACGUCAUCAAAGAAAAGGAUUCUCCAGAUGAUGAGGAAGACUCCCACAUUGAUCCCGAGAACACAGCCGAACAGGCUGGAUUCAUCGUUCCCUCCGUAGCUCCGGCUCGAUCCCCAAGACCAGGUGGCCAAUCACCUAGGCGGUAUAGCAGGUCUCCUGCUCGAUCUCCUGCUUCCAGCAGAUUGCAGAAAUCACCAAGCCGAUCUCCCAGCUCACCAUCACACCAGAGAGGUGGCAACCGCAUUAUUCGGCCAACAGGAGUUCAUAUGAUCGUGGAGCAAGACGAGGCUAAUACAGAGGAAAAUUAACACUUAGAAGAUUUUGUAUCUUCCUUCACAGACAUUAAAUAUAUAGUAGGUCCAGAAAUAUCAAUAUCAAACCCUGGAACAUAUCCAAGGUCCUCCCCCUCACCCCCAAUAACUGCUUUUCCCGAGUGUAUAUGUAAUUCUGGUAAGCUUAUAUCCUGUAACUAGUGUUCAACAUGGAAGCCCUCGGUGUAAUUAUUUAAUGUUCCAUUUUUAAAAUGUAAAUGGAAUUAUUUCCGAUUACCCUUUGGGUAAUAAGGAUGCAGAAGCUAAAGGCACACAGGUGUGAAAUAUGUUUGGUUUAGGGUUUUGGCAGAUAGCCUUCAGAAUCCUCACUCUUAAAAUGAGCUCACCUCUCCUGGCAGGUGAAUAUUUUAUCAGGACUCACAUGGAUGAAAACGAUCUCAGUAUUGAUCUGGCAUAUCCUAGCUGAGGACUCAGUAAUUAGUUUCUUUGUCCUUGGGUUAGAUGUGGAAUGGAAGGUUUCAUUAUCUUGUUAAAUGGUGCAUGAGUAUGGACAUGGAGUAUAGGCCUGUUAUGAUCCUUUCUUCAGCACAUAUAUGCAUGAUAAAGAAUGGUCAGUCUGCAGAUGUUGAUCCAUUUCCAGUAUGGAAGAUAAUUGAUAGUUUUACUUGGAUACUUACACACUUUCAAGGACCUGAGCCAACACCACAGUUAUUGAUGGCAGUUGAGCACCUCAUAUUUUCUAGAAGCUGAUUUCAUUCCAGUGGGUCCUACUGUGAGGUGACUUCAUUGAGGUCAGACAACUCGCUUGAGAACAGUCCUUUAAGAUAGGUUGGUUAGAGAGAAUUCAAAGAGAAUAGCUAAUCUAAAACAGAAAGAAAAUCACUGCAUAAUCAGAUACAGAAAGCCAGGAAAUGAAGGUAAGAAAGCAAAUGAUGGCUCAAGCAAUGAUGUGAUGGUUGUCUUUGUUUCUUCUAGAUUUAACCCAAUCAAAAACAGGGCACCAAAUUGAUCACUUUUAUAUUUCAGGCUCUAAUGGCAUACCCCAUUGAUUAUUCUAUACUAUAUAAAAACCAGAAAUAUGCAUUAAAGAUGAUUUCUGGUGACUUGGUAAUACCUGAUAAUCAUCCACUAACUUCCUGAUCAAAUAAAGUUCAUGCAUCUUCACAUCGAGUAAGCAUGGGAAUUCAGCUUGGCUGAGAGGCUUCCUUCAGUCACAGUAGUUUUCUACUGUCAUCUAGGCUCCUGUACCGAAAAUGUCCAAUUUGAUGAGGUGCUGGAGUGCUACUAGUGCACAACUUGCAUCCCAGCACCUCCGAGAGAGGGGAAGAGACAAUCAGGAAAUAGACUACAUUGGAUACAACCUUAUCCAAAUAGUUUUGGGUCUAAAUAUUGGCUGGUACCUUAAAUUAUUCAAAUGACCCAUUAAUUUCUUUGUCCAAAGACACAGAUUCUGCAGAUAAUAAGAUUGCUGAUGGUGAGUGAGAUGGAACACUGUAGAGCAGAUUCAUCACAUCUCCCCAGGCAAAUCCUAUGCUGUUGUCAACCAAAAUAUUGGCGCUUAUCUUCUUCCCAUCCUUCCUUAUUGACCAGCAGUCAUGAACAGGAAGAUGCUUUUCCUGUUACUAGCUUUCAAUGACAAACUCUCCAAACUUGGCUUGUAAAUUGAACUUUAACAAGAAAUUACACUGGCAUGCUUUUCCUUCCUAGUCUCAUAGCCUCAUUGGCAUUUACAUAGAAGAGAAAGAAAACAUCAUUGUUAUGAUGUUCAGGAAACUGAUGUGAUCUGUGAAUGCCAACCUUGUGCAGAUUCCAACCUCUCCCAAUUCUCUUAUUCUCCGAUCUGGGGAUCCAGAAUUCUUGAAUCAGUCAUAAGAACUCGAUCUCAGGACUCAAUCCUUUCCUCCUCAAGUCUCCCUCGUCAUUUCCUUGUAAUAUUCAGCUUGAAACCAUUAUUAUUUUUGGGAUGUUUACAUUUCUUUCAAAUAGAAAGAAGUUGAAGCCCUCAACAAGGUUAAUUCACAUUGAAAGAAUGCAUGAUUUUGUUUGCAAAACAACCCUGGUGCUUGUAUGUAAAUUAGGAGCCAACAUCACAAUACUUUGUUUAAUCAAUAUAAAAUCCUUCAUUUACAACUUUAAUUUUAACACGUGUAUUUUAAUCAGUCCACAAAUGCAUUGUAUAUGCUUGUUUGAUGUUGUCUUGACACUGUCUUGGUGUUAUCCAGACUAUAGCAUAAAUAUGAAAUUUAAUAUGUUUGAUUCUCUGGAAUGGUGUCCAAAUAUGUCUCCCAAAAUCUUCAAAGUGUUUAAUAGAUUACCUACAUGCCACAAUCAUUGCUUUUUUUGAAAAAAAAUCCAUCUUUGCUUCCUGUAAUGUCCAUUUUAGAGUUCCCUGUGCCGUGACAGUCAAACCAUUUGUCGCAUUACUGCAUUCCAAUCCUUUAACACCCUGGGCACACCAAGCAUUCUAGCCAAGCAUCUUUUGCUGUGAAUGGUUGGGCCCUGGGGCAUGUUGUAGUACAGAAGGACUUUGAAGUUCAAGUACAUGGUAACCUGAAAGUGUUGUCACUGGUACAUAGGGUAGUGGAGAAGGUCUUGGCACCCUGGCCUUCAUCAAUCAUGGCAUUGAGCACAGAAGUUGGGGUGUUAUGUUGAAAUUGUAUGAAAUGUUGGUGGGCUGCACUUGGAGUAUUGUGUUCAGUGUUUGGCCACCCUGCUGUAGGAAAGAUGCCAUUAGGCUGGGAAGAAUGCAGUAAUAAUCUAUGAGACUUUUGCCAGGACUCGAGAAACUGGAUUACAGGGAGAGAUUAGGCAAGCUAGGACUUUAUUCCCUGGAGUGUAGGAGACUAAGUGGUGAUCUUAUUGAGGUCUGCAAAAUCAUGGAUAGAGUGAACACACACAGUCUUUCCCAGGGUUGGGGGAUUAACUCAAGGAAAUAGGUUUAAGAUGAGAUUGGAAAGAUUUAAUAGGAACCUGAGGGACAGCUUUUGCCCACAGAGGGUGGAGAGUAUAUGGAGUGAACCACCAGAGAAAGUGGUUGAAGCAGGUACUAUAACCACAUUUAAAAUAUAUUUGGCCAUUUACAAUGACAGGAAAGGUAUAAAGAGUUGUAGGUCAAAUGUGGGCAAAUGAUACUAGCUUGGAUGGGUAUCUUGGUUUGCAUAGAUGAAUUGGCAUGACUAUGACACUCUCCAUUUGAAGUUUCCACCUACCACCUGUGAAAGUGGAUGGAUAUCAUUCAACGGUUUUAUUUUACACCUUGGAAGGAAGGCAAGCAAUGUACCUGAGCAUUGUAGCCAAAUAUUAGUGUCUCCAGCAAUAAAAACAGAGAAUGAUGUAAACAUUCAGCAGGAAGAGUUAGAGGAACAGUUAUUGAUUCAGGUCCAAGUCCCUUCAUUAGAAUUGAGAAAGAGAACAAGUUGGUUGUGGAGAUGGGUGUUAGAGAUGAAUAAAACAAAAGGAAUUUCACUGGUAGGUGAGACUGAAUGACCUGCUGUGGCAGUUAAAGGGUCAUUAAGAGCAGAUUGAGUCAUCCAAUCUCAUUCCUGCUAACUAGAAUAUUUUGCUCCUCUCUUUCCAAAUUCUAGUGAAGCCUCUUGGACCUGAAACAUUAACUGUUUCUCUUUCAAAAACAAGAGAAACUGUUUCUCUUUCCUCAGAUGAUGUCUGACCCACUGAGUGUUAAAGCAUUUUCUGUUUUUAUUGCUGGAGACACCAAAUUUCCAUUCUUUUAAAUUUUCAUUGGCAUUUCCAGUGUGUCUUAUCUUGUGCUCUUAGCCCUGAAUGACAAACCAGUAUCUCAGAUUAAAUAUUACUCUUGAAUAGAGGAUCAUGAAUGUAUGGAGCACGUGAAAUGCUAUUUUCACCAAACUAUUCCAAUGGCUUCAACUUUUAAAUGGAAGCAGAAGUCAGUUUUGCAGUCAGGUAAGCUGAAAAUUUCAAGACGGAAAUCAAUAGAUUUUAGAUAAGAAUACAGUAACAAGGCAUGUAAAUGGAGUUCAGAUACAAAUUAGACAUAAAAUGCAAAUGGCAGAAUAGGUUUGAGUUGCAGAAUUAAUUACACCUGUUCCUAUAUUUUCAUGCUCUCUACUCCAGCCAGUGAUGAACAAGUUCAUGCUGUUCCAGUACAUAGUUUAGGCUAUCUUGUAUGACUGUGUCAUAGAGAUGAGAUCUGUCAGAAAUUUGCAUAUAUUGAUAUGAAUGUCAAUCUUACCCUUGCUCCUCUCACCUCAUUCAUUCCUAAUUCCCAUUGUCAGUCUAUGGAAUUAUGUGAGUGGAUCUGAUAUAAUCCAAGUUUAAUGCUUGCUUUAGAAAAGGAGGCAUCCUUAUAGUCCUUGGAUACCAGUAGUUUGAACUGACCACUACUAGAACACAACUGGUUCUUGAUUUGGUACCUGGAUAGAAUGUUUUAUUUCAAUGGUUUAGCCACCACUUUGAGGCAUGCAGGAGUCAGUAAUUUAGACUUAAUUAUUCUCCCAAUUUUGGGAGAAUUGACAAGAAGCUGUGACAAAUAUCAAUAAAGGUUAUUGUAAAUUCCUGUA